CGUCGUCUCUGCCACUCACCGCGAGUCCGCAACCAAACAAUAAGAAGCAGCCUUCCUUGCUCUGCGUCAGUGCAUCUCCUUCCCCUCCCCUCCUUCCCCUCCCCUCCUCUCGUCUGGGGACUGGGCGUCUGGCUGGCACGCAGCCAAGCCACACACUCCCUCGUCAGCCUCUGCAUGCCACGCCGCCCCUGAUCACCAGAACCCGCCCGGCCGCCGCAUGGCCCUCGCGUCGCAGCCGCCUUGGUGGCUCACCACGGAGGCUUGCGACCUCCCAUCCGCGCCCGCCGCGGGGCUCGGGGAAUGGGUCGCCUUCCUCUUCCUCUCCACGUGCUCGCAGCAGAUGCUCCUCUCCGCCGCGUCCGCCGUCUUCCUCGUCGCGCUGCUCUGCCUCGGCGCCGCCAAGCUCAUCUCCACACGGCGACGACGCCAUGGCGGCGGCGCCCUCAACGGCGACAAGCAGCCGCUGCUGGACAGGGCCGGGGGGCGGGCCGGGGUUCGGGUCGGCGCCGGGUUCGUCGUCGCGCUGGCGGCGUCCGGUGUCCUCGCCGCGUUCUACGCCUCGCUGCUCGUCCUUUCCCUGGUCAACAGAGGCGGCGGAGAGGGCGAGGCCCUGGAGGCGGUGUUCCUGGCGCUGCAGUGCGCGGCGCACCUGGCCGCCGCGGCCGUCGUCGCGCACGAGAAGCGGUUCCGCGCGGCGGCGCACCCGCUGGCCCUGCGCCUGUACUGGCUGGCGGCGCCCGCGCUGACGGCGCUCCUCGCCGGCACCUCCGUCGCGCGCCUCGUGGUGGCCGCCGCUAGGCUCCCGGACGACGCGCUCGCGAUCGCGGCGCUGGUCCUGUCCCUUCCCCUCCCGGUCCUCUCCAUCCUCGGGUCGACGGGCAUAUCCGUGGCGGUGGUCAACGACGCCACCGGGGCGGCGGAGGAGGAGACGGCAAGCAACAAGGCGACGGAGAAAAACGUGACCCCCUACGCGACGGCGUCGUGGGCUUCGCGCGCGACGUGGGCUUGGAUGAACCCGCUGGUGCAGCGCGGGCACCGCGCGGCGCUGGAGCUGUCGGACGUGCCGACGCUGGCACCGUCCCACCGCCCAGAGCGCAUGCACGAGCUCUUCACCCUGCACUGGCCGUCGGCGUGGGCGUCCAAGGACAACAACCCGGUCCGGCACACGCUGUUCCGGACCUUCUGGGCGCAGUUCCUGCUGAACGCGUUGCUGGCGCUGCUCCGGCUGACCGUCAUGUACGUCGGCCCGACGCUCAUCCAGAGCUUCGUGGACUUCACGUCCGCCGGCGGGCAGCGGCCGUUCGGGGAGGGCGCGCGGCUGGUGGCGACGCUGCUGGCGGCCAAGUGCGCGGAGGCGCUGUGCAGCCACCAGUACAACUUCCACUGCCAGAAGCUGGGGAUGCAGAUCCGGGGCGCCCUCAUCGUGGCGCUGUACCGCAAGGGCCUCCGGCUCUCGUGCUCAGCGCGCCAGAAGCACGGGCUCGGCAUGAUCGUCAACUACAUGGCCGUCGACGCGCAGCAGCUCUCCGACAUGAUGCUGCAGAUCCACUACCUCUGGCUCAUGCCGCUCCAGGUUGGCGUUGCUCUGGGCCUGCUGUACACGUACCUUGGCCCCCCGGUGACGUCGGCUCUGAUCGGCGUUGCCGGCGUGAUGGUGUUCGUGCUCCUGGGCACCCGGCGCAACAACCGGUACCAGUUCUCGCUGAUGAAGGAGCGCGACCAGCGGAUGAAGGCGACGAACGAGAUGCUCAACUACAUGCGCGUCAUCAAGUUCCAGGCGUGGGAGGAGCACUUCAACGCGCGCAUCGGCCGCUUCCGCCGCCUCGAGUUCGGCUGGCUCUCCCGCUUCAUGUACUCCAUCUCCGGCAACAUCAUCGCGCUCUGGAGCGCCCCCGUCGUCGUCUCCGCGCUCGUCUUCGCCACCUGCGUGCUCGCCGGGGUGCGCCUCGACGCCGGCCUCGUCUUCACCGCCACGUCCUUCUUCAAGAUCCUACAGGAGCCCAUGCGGAACUUCCCGCAGGCGAUGAUCCAGGCGUCGCAGGCGAUGAUCUCGCUGCAGCGCCUCGACUCGUACAUGACUAGCGCGGAGCUUGACGAGGGCUCCGUGGAGAGGGACCCCGCCGCGGCGUCGGGCGGCAUGGCCGUGCAGGUCAAGGACGGCGUGUUCGCGUGGGACGACGAGGUGGACGCCGGCCAGGAGGUGCUGCGCGGGAUCGACCUGGACAUCCGUACGGGUGCGCUGGCGGCAGUGGUGGGCAUGGUUGGCUCCGGCAAGUCGUCGCUGCUGGGCUGCAUCCUCGGCGAGAUGCGCAAGUUCUCCGGCAAGUGGCGAAGCCAAGGGGGGGCCGGAUGGGCCUGGCACCCCCAACGGGUAAAGGUUUGCGGCAGCACGGCAUACGUGGCGCAGACGGCAUGGAUCCAGAACGGCACCAUUGAGGAAAACAUCCUGUUCGGGAAGCCCAUGCACCGGGAGAGGUACAAGGAGGUGAUCAGGGUGUGCUGCCUGGAGAAGGACCUGGAGAUGAUGGAAUUCGGGGACCAAACGGAGAUCGGGGAGCGCGGCAUCAACCUUAGUGGCGGGCAGAAGCAGCGCAUCCAGCUCGCCCGCGCCGUCUACCAGGACUUCAACAUCUACCUCCUCGACGAUGUAUUCAGCGCGGUCGAUGCGCAUACGGGCACUGAGAUCUUCAAGGAAUGUGUUAGAGGUGCACUCAAGAACAAGACCAUAGUACUCGUGACACAUCAAGUUGAUUUCUUGCACAAUGCUGAUAUCAUAUAUGUGAUGAAGGACGGAAUGAUCGUGCAAUCCGGCAAGUACGAUGAGCUCCUCCAGGCAGGCACCGACUUCGCGGCACUGGUCGCAGCGCACGACAGCUCAAUGGAGCUCGUGGAGAGCGCGGCGCCGGCGAGCGAGCGCGAGCUGCCCCUCUCCCGGCAGCCGUCAAGCAAGAACGCGGCGUCCAACGGCGACUCGUCCUCGUCCUCCAUCGUGGCGCCCAAGGCCGAGAAGGCGUCGGCGCGGCUGAUCAAGGACGAAGAGCGCGCGAGCGGGCACGUCAGCUUCACCGUGUACAAGCAGUACAUGACGGAGGCCUGGGGGUGGUGGGGGCCGCUUGUGGUGGUGGCUGUCUCCGUGGUGUGGCAGUGCUCUCUCAUGGCCAGCGACUACUGGCUUGCCGACCAGACCUCCGACGGGAACGAAACCUCGUUCCAGCCGUCGCUGUUCAUCAACGUGUACGCCAUCAUCGCUGCCGUCUCGGUGGUGCUCGUCGCGGCUCGCUCUUUCAUUGUGGCGUUCAUUGGCCUCCAGACGGCGGACCGGUUCUUCAAGCAGAUCCUCAACAGCAUCCUGCACGCGCCCAUGUCCUUCUUCGACACCACGCCGUCCGGCAGGAUCCUCAGCAGGGCGUCGUCAGAUCAGACGAACGUCGAUCUCUUCCUGCCGUUCUUCGUCUGGAUGAGCGUAUCCAUGUACAUCACCGUGAUCAGUGUGCUGAUCGUCACGUGUCAGGUGGCGUGGCCGUCCGUCAUUGCCAUAAUCCCUCUGGUGAUACUGAACAUCUGGUACCGGGGCUAUUACUUGUCGACAUCGAGGGAGCUGACUCGCCUCGAGUCGAUUACCAAGGCUCCAGUGAUCCACCACUUCUCCGAGACGGUUCAAGGUGUCAUGACCAUCAGGUGCUUCAGGAAGGAGGAAAACUUCUUGCAGGAGAACCUGAACCGGGUGAACUCAAGCCUGAGGAUGGACUUCCACAACAAUGGUGCCAACGAGUGGCUCGGUUUCCGGCUCGAGCUGAUUGGAAGCUUUGUUCUCUGCUUCACAGCCGUGCUCAUGGUCACAUUGCCGAGCAACUUCGUGAAGCCAGAGUAUGUUGGUCUGUCACUAUCAUAUGGUCUAUCUCUCAACCAGGUGUUGUUCUGGGCCAUCUGGAUCAGUUGCUUCAUUGAAAAUAAAAUGGUCUCAGUUGAGAGGAUAAAACAAUUCACAAAUAUUCCUUCAGAGGCCACAUGGAGGAUCAAGGACUGCCUACCAGAUUCUAAUUGGCCAACAAAAGGCGACAUCAAUGUCAUUGAUCUUAAGUUUAGGUAUAGGCACAACACUCCUCUAGUGUUGAAGGGCAUCACAAUAAGCAUACAUGGAGGAGAGAAGAUUGGAGUUGUCGGCAGAACUGGUAGUGGGAAAUCAACACUGAUCCAGGCACUGUUCAGAAUAGUGGAGCCUUCUGAGGGGAGAAUAAUCAUCGACGGUGUUGACAUCUGCACUUUAGGACUCCAUGACCUUAGGUCACGGUUUGGUAUCAUACCUCAGGAACCUGUUCUCUUUGAAGGGACCAUUAGGAGCAACAUUGAUCCGCUUGAGCAGUAUUCCGAUGAUGAAAUCUGGCAGGCAUUGGGCCGCUGUCAGUUGAAAGAAGCCGUAGCUUCAAAACCCGAAAAGCUUGAUGCUUCAGUCGUCGACAAUGGUGAGAACUGGAGUGUUGGACAACGUCAACUGCUAUGCCUGGGCCGGGUGAUGCUAAAGCACAGCAGAAUACUGUUCAUGGACGAGGCCACUGCUUCCGUUGAUUCCCAGACCGAUGCUGUGAUUCAGAAGAUCAUCCGGGAAGACUUUGCAGCUUGUACCAUUAUCAGCAUUGCGCACAGAAUACCUACGGUGAUGGACUGCGACAGGGUCCUGGUUAUAGAUGCAGGACUAGCAAAGGAGUUUGACCGGCCUGCAAAUCUGAUCGAGAGGCCAUCUCUGUUUGGAGCAUUGGUUCAAGAGUACGCGAACCGUUCGUCCGACGUUUAGCAUUUCAGGGUGGCAUAAUUUUUUGACUCGAGAUUUGGGAGGAAACAAUGAUUGGAAAUUUCUCGGUGUGGUGAACGAGCAAUGCUGCAUUCAUGCUCCAAAUAAAACUGCGAGCCCUCAAAAUUUCGCGAAACGUAAUUGGGUCAUGUGGAAGGCCAGAGGAGAAGCCACGAUCGGAUGAAGGAGACAUCGAGAUGACUAGGAUAGUAAGUAGUUAUCGAGAUGUAUUUGAGCGGUUUAAGCUGAAAUUUUAAGACUGAGCUGAAGACGAUGUAUGAAUCUAUGUAUUGUUCAACUAGAAUAUUACUGCGCAUGCAAAUUUUCUGCCGACUGUAUCUGCUAUUCUGCUGUAUCAAAGUGAAAAUCAUGGAAAUUGCCGCAAAUAUUUGCUCCUUAA
Molecule: messenger RNA, 5189 nt
Organism: Zea mays
Lineage: Eukaryota; Viridiplantae; Streptophyta; Magnoliopsida; Poales; Poaceae
Product: ABC transporter C family member 14
Exons: 13
Coding region: 218-4792 (1524 amino acids)
Biological process (GO): transmembrane transport
Cellular component (GO): membrane
Molecular function (GO): ABC-type transporter activity; ATP binding; ATP hydrolysis activity
Source: RefSeq, a predicted model, not a curated record